GACUGCUGAGUCACGGCGUCCCUCGGUGCCGCUGCAGCGCGAGGCUUCGCCAUGGAGACGGAAGGCGCCCGUGCUCUGCUGGAGCGAGCGGACACCCUCAACCUGCAGACCGGCAACCUGCUGAGCUGGGGCUGCGGCCGCAAGAAGUGCCCCGCCACCCCUAGCGAGGAGGUGCGGGACUGCAUUCAGAAAACACUGACUGAAUGGAGCUCAAAGGUUGGAAGAGAUCAGAAUCAGGAAAUGGCAGAGGUUCUGGAAUGUACCGUAGCUCAAGCUGUAGAAAAAAUGAAUCCUGAAGAAAGGGAUGAACUGAAAGUAUCAGCAAAACUUUUCAUUGUUGGAUCAAGCUCUUCAUCAAUCAGAGAUGCAGUGGACAUGGCAUGUUCUUCCCUUGGAGUUGCUCAGUUAGAUUCGGUCAUUAUUGCUCCACCUCCUAUUGAAGAUGGAGCUAAUCUCUCUUUGGAGUAUCUGCAACCUUAUUGGCAAGAACUUGAAACUCUAGUUGAAAGCAAAAAGAUUGUUGCCAUAGGCACCUCUGACCUUGAUAAAACACUUCUAGAGCAGCUGUACAUAUGGGCACAGGUGAAACCGAGUAGCAAUCAGGUGAACCUGGCUUCCUGCUGCGUGAUGCCGCCUGAUCUCACAGCAUUUGCAAAACAGUUUGACAUACAGCUGCUAACUCACAAUGACCCGAAAGAAUUACUUUGUGAAGCAAGUUUUCAAGAAGUUCUUCAGGAAAGCAUCCAGAACAUCAAAGCACACGAAUGGAUUCCUUUAUGGAUUCUGCGGUAUUCAGUCAUUGUUAAAAGCAGAGGAAUUAUCAAGUCCAAAGGCUAUAUCAUGCAAGCUAAAAGAAACGCCUCUUAAAACCCUUCACCUUUUUUUUAUUCUUUGAAAUGUCCUACUGUUUUAAUUUCUGGGGGAUGGGAGGAACAUGCCUUUUUCAUAGAGAGACUUUACAUCAUUUAUAACAAAGACCAAAAGUUGUAAUUAUUGAGCAUGAUGUCAGAAGGACCAUCUGCAGUGUUCUGAUGAUAUAUUUUUUAAUGUACUGACCAGUUCAUUAAAAAUGUUUUGGCUUUACUGUUGAAACGAUCUAUAAAGAAACAGCUUAAAGUAUUUCUUUUUAUGACCAGUUCACUGUAGGAGUUCUGAUUAUAUUUCAGCUACCGCUAGGCAGCAUAGAGAAACAUAUAUUUUUAAGUUCAAUUUCUCUUCAAUAUUUACUAAUGUGGUAGGAACAUGGAUUUCAAACUUUCAAGGACUGAUUUAUUUUUUUUUUUUAUAGAAAAUUGCCAUCUUUCAUGGAACAAUUAUUCUAAAUAAACUAUCUUUACUUCUUAUGUAUAUAGGCAAAGUAGUUGUUUAAUUUGUGUGGAUGGGAAAAAUUGGUUUAUUUUUAAUAUAUCAUGUUUAUAUUAAAAAAAAAAAAAGCAAUCCUCUUUAGAAGAUUUAGAAAGAAGCAUCUUCCAAAUUGCUUUACUUUUUAUGACUUGAAUUCCUUCUGUCUUUUGUGCCUGUGCGCUUUUAGUACUUCACAAAUGAUGGCAUCUUUGCCAUUUCAAGUAGAAAAUGUUCCAUUGUGUGUUUAAAAUUAAGAACUGGAAACAAAUGAUGAGAAAUGUGUUAAUCAGGAAUCCAAUAGUACUUGGUUUGUCCUCAGCUGUGUGUGUUUGUUCUUCUAAUGUUCAAGAGCUAUGCAAUCUGAAUCAGCCAUGGCAGAAACAGUGGGAAAUGUUAAGGCUGCUGACUGUGUGUUCAUGUAAAAGGGAUGAUGAUUCUGAGGAUUGCCUUGGAAACGGCCUUGCUUGGGUGCCAUUCAGAAAUGAAGCAGACAAAGAUUGUCUUAGACUUAGAUAUCUUUCUGUUUGGCAGUAGCUUAAUGGUCUGGCUUUGGAGUCUUAGGGAGAAAUGAUUGCAGCUAAGGCCAGUUUAAUGUGCUCUAUUGGAAAGGCCUUUAAAUUUCCUUGGCAUUAAAAUCAGAAUAGAAGGCAAAAAAAAAAAAAAAAAAAAAAAAAAGAGCUCUGUCUGUUCACCAGGGGUUCUAAGUGUCAAGAAUCCAAUGCUCAUUUUCCUCUGGAUUUCAGGUAGGAGUUACUAAUACUUAUUAGUACUAGUUAAAUUAUUUGUAUGCAUUUAUUUUGAGCUUAGGGCUGUGAGGAAACAAAUUUCCACCGUUUUUUAAAUUCUAUUGUGCAGGCAGCGAGUUGAAUCUACAGUGCUUGUAGGCACUGUGUGGAAAUACCAGCUCGCUCUGAACCAUUCCACUAAGUUACAAGAUGAUUCUUUGAGAUGCCUUUGAGUUCUUCACUAUCUUAUGUGCAUAUGGCAAACCCUAGGAAUGCGUGGAUUUCUACUAUUGCUUCAGUUGUUUUGAUAAACAAGAGGCAGAGAACUUGAACUAGUAAUGUAUCAAUAAAAUGUUCUGGUUUUUUCCUCCUGAACAAAAUGUAGGGUUUAUGUCGGGUCAGUGUGCAUCAGAUCUGGAAAAGGUGUUUCCUUUGUACCUUGUGUAUGGCACUGAGUUGCGUGCUGCUGCUGAUUAACCACUCUGAACUGUUUGCUGCCAUUAUUUGAUUGCAUGUGUGUUCUGUCAGUGGGAAUUCCCUAAAAUAAGAGCUGUGCUAAAACAAUGCACGUUGCCCUUAUGGUGUCAUUAUUUACUUUCCAGCUGUCAACUGAGUUCUCUUGCUUUAGGAAAAUGCCCUUUAAGACAGUCUUGUUUUUGCGAUGUCAUUGAUAGCAUAACAACUUAUCAGCUUUUCAAUAUUACUCUCUGUGCAGAAGUCUGAGAGGUGGCAUUUCUUUCAGAGAUGAAUUAAAAACUGAAGUUCUU
Centrocercus urophasianus (Greater sage-grouse) is the source of this 2836-nucleotide messenger RNA. RefSeq names its product glutamate-cysteine ligase modifier subunit (gene GCLM). Bases 52 to 867 code for a protein of 271 amino acids. Gene Ontology annotation, cellular component: glutamate-cysteine ligase complex. Lineage: Eukaryota; Metazoa; Chordata; Aves; Galliformes; Phasianidae. The transcript is spliced from 7 exons. Gene Ontology annotation, molecular function: glutamate-cysteine ligase catalytic subunit binding; enzyme regulator activity. Gene Ontology annotation, biological process: glutathione biosynthetic process. The record is from RefSeq and is a predicted model, not a curated record.